Salvelinus fontinalis (brook trout) is the source of this 9299-nucleotide messenger RNA. Its product is annotated as zinc finger protein 217-like. The transcript is spliced from 6 exons. Gene Ontology annotation, biological process: regulation of DNA-templated transcription. Gene Ontology annotation, cellular component: nucleus. Gene Ontology annotation, molecular function: RNA polymerase II cis-regulatory region sequence-specific DNA binding; DNA-binding transcription factor activity, RNA polymerase II-specific. The record is from RefSeq and is a predicted model, not a curated record. Lineage: Eukaryota; Metazoa; Chordata; Actinopteri; Salmoniformes; Salmonidae. The coding region runs from base 4751 to 7732 and encodes 993 amino acids.
UCGGGAGCCCUAGCGUGGCAGUGGAGGGUGUGGUAUUGUCACAGUCUUUGGAGUUGAGUCACUGAUCCUCCUGGUUUGAUGGAACUGGGAGGACAUGGCUAACGACAUUGUUUAGAUUGUUGUUGACCUCAUGUGUGAUAAUUUCCCCAAUAUUUAAUAGUAUGGAAUGCAUCCUCUCUGACAUAUACCAUACGGCAUUUUUUUCUGUCUUUGUAGAUCUAAAGUGAUCAAUCCAAGGUCUGUAUUCCCAUGAAGAUAACAUACAUAGCAUUCAAAAUGUGUUUGGGGUGUUUACAGCAAUAGAGGAAAUAAUAAUUGUAUUUCCGAACAGCCAAUCCAUUAAUACAUGAACAUUUCUACCACAAGAGGGCAGUCAACACAAUAAAACUAUUCUCUAACAAGCAGAUUACUAUUUUUUAUUCAACCUUUAUUUAACUAGGCAAGUCAGUUAAGAACAAAUUCUUAUUUACAAUGACAGCCUACCCCAGCCAAACCCUAAACCGGAAGACGCUGGGCCAAUUGCGCGUUGCCCUAUGGGACCCCCAAUCACAGCCAGUUGUGAUACAGCCUGAAAUUGAACCAGGGUCAGUAGUGAUGCCUCUAGCACUGAGAUGCAGUGCCUUAGACAACUGUGCCACUCAGGAGCCCUAAAAUACAACUAAUACGACUAAUCAUGAAAAGUUUAGAAUAUCAAACUACAACUCUCGUACCUUAUGCUGGAAAUAUAAUUAUCCUUCUGAUAGGCUUAAAAUGUAUGAUGAAAACAGCUAUAGAGAACUGAUCAUGACUGUCUGGGUAAGCAGAGGGAUUAUAUACAGUAUUAUCAGUGUCUUUCAGAUGGAGCAACACUACAGAUGUAGGAUCUUCAUUUGAGACAAUUUGCUAAACAAGGACAAUAAUUCUGCAACAACAAGAAAUGUGAAUUAUUAUGUGGAUUUUAGUUAAUGGAGUUGUUUGUAGGGGUUGAUCUAUUUUCCUAUGGGAAAAUUACAAACUUCAGAAGCCUUUUUAAACCUCAAAUACACUACAAGUUUUACAUGUCCCGCAUUGCAGUAAAGUUCUCCUGCAACAGGGUGAUCAAAUUAAGAUCUGACAUCAGUAUGAUCAUAAAGGAAGCUGAUCCCUGAGCCUGGAAGGGAACAAUGCAGUCAGCUGCUCCUGGCACAUGCAGACAAAAACAAUUCUACAUGCAUAGUCUGUUAGCAGGACCUCACCCAUGCACCCAUCCCUCCAUCACAUAUAAGUGCUGUGAACUGAAUACAAAAUCAUUCUUUGUUUUGCUAAUAUGCUAAAAGAUUAUAUGCACACCUUUCUCACCAAGUCUAUAAUUCAAUUUGUUUUGUUUUCUUAUUUUGUAAAAUAGAGGCUGAUAUUAGCUCCAAAAUUGUACCAAUGACUUGAAAUAUAACAAAAAAUGGAAAAUUGAGGUUAUUCUAGUCUAGUCUAUUCUAAAUGUCUGUAAAUAAAAACAAUAAUGUCUAUAAUUUCUUUAAUUUUGCCACUAGGAUGUUUUGCAACUCAAGUCAGAGGCAGACAGAGUGCUCUAUUGUUCCCUAAAUUAUUGACUAAAGAGAGCAACUUUUUAUGCUUGGUAUAUAUUUUUUGUUAGGAUCAUUGGACAAUACAGCUUGUAAGCACCAAGUUUUGCAUCAGGACCAAAUGCUAUUUCAUGUUGAGACCGUUAAAUGAUUCUCAGACAUAAUACUGCCUUUCCAGAUUGCUAGGUUUUCACAAAGCCUUUGUGGCUAGGGAACAAUGGAAAUGAGCGGGAGGACACAGUGCGUGUCACGUGAUGUGGUGCCUUUGAUUAACAUUCUAGAUUUAUUUGUAUGACAGGAACUCAGGAUUAAACAAGGAUAUAAAAAAGGCUAAAAAGAGCAAGCAACUCCCUACUGUUGUUUCAUACAACUAAAGUAAAAAAGGUACAGUAUUGAUACGUCAUUCAACAAUAAGCAACCUGUUGGUGAAGGAUAGAAUAGAAUACCUUCCUUGGCCAUAUGUUCAGAUCAAGACAUUUGCAUAGGUCAAAUAGAUAAAGCAAUGAUCACAUGAAACAGUGAUCAAAAACAUAAUCUAAAAUCUAUUUGGCUGUUAAGACACAAUAUUCAUGUGGCAUGAAAUGACUGCUCUGUGGAUUUUUUUCCUCAAUAGGUUUUCUUUCUGACAUAGCUGUGUUACGUAGCCUACAUUAAAGUUUCUGACACAAGCCUGGUGGACUUUUGAGACAUCAAAAUUGUGUCACUCAGAGUACAUUUCCUGGGGACUUAACGUGCUCUGUAGACAACAGCUGGAGUUGGACAUGUCCCAAUUGGCUGUGGUUGUUCUCCACACUAUCACCCAACGUGUGUUCUGUCUUCUUUCUGUGUUCAUCAUACAGGCUGGGUGGAGAUCCAUGGCAAUGUUCCAGCCAGUUGCUGGAGAUGUUUUGGCAAAUGCCUGCUGACAGCGGUCGAUGUGGAUUUGUUCACUGUUCUUCAUCACCCUUGACAGCUGGGGAUGGGUUUCUCUCCCAAUGACUACUGCACUGUGAUGUAUUCCUUAAACCAUUCAGAAAAGGAAAAAAAUAAUUUCAACUGGUUUAGGAGGGUGUGAUGAAUGCUUUCUUCAUUGAAAAUGUUCAUCUUAAUGUCUAUGUUGUGGACAGUAUCAUCCCAAUGUAAAACAUAGAGAUCCUAUAAUUCAUAUCAUUGUUUUAUUAUAUAUAAUUAUUUGAUGUAAUAUGUGUUUCUAACCAGGAAAGCAAGUAAAAAAGAUCUAAAUAUCUUUGUUCAUUAAUCAUCAAGUCAAAGUAUCUGAAACGAACAAAACUGUAACAUAGAACCUUAAUCACUCAAGUGUUGUUUAUCUAUGCUAGUAGAAGUUGGAGGGUUUGGGUGGGGUUAACAUCUAACAUGCAAAGACAAUAUGAUUGUUAUUAAUUAGGUUUCCUGACUUUCUUGAGCCCUCACAAAAUCCAAAAGGGCGAGUUUACCUAUUCAUGAGGUAAAGUAGGAUUAGUACAUCAUUUAUGUGAAAAAGCAAAUUGUGAAUAGAUUUUUUAGAGUAGUCAAUGGCAUAAUGAUUGAGAGAAGAACCACAGUGAGAUCUAUGCUACUGCCAGCUGUCAGAGGAGCUGGUGUGGGGGAGGGGAGAAGCUGUUGCUUUGACAUGCAAGUACUCUGAUGAAAAGAAGAGGAAAGGUGAUCAGCUGUACUAAGAAAGAAUAAAGUAUUGGUCUCGACUUUACACUCUGUUUGAGUAAAUACAUUCAUCCACUUUUUAUAGCUUGAAUGGAUAUUAAUUUAAUUUUCCAUUCGGUAGAUCCCGUAGGUGUAUUUAUUGGUUGUACUGUAGUAGGCUAUGGCAUGUUAUGGAUGAUAAACUGGCUAGUUUGGAUCCUGGAUGCUGGCUGAUUGGUUGAAAGCUGUGGUAUAUCAGACAAUAUACCACUAGUGUAAUGAAAAAAGUACUUGUUUACUGUUAUAUUUAUGUUGGUAACCAGUUUAUAAUAUCAAUAAGGCACCUCAGGGGUUUGUGGUAUAUGGCCAAUAUACCACGGAUAAGGGCUUUAUCUAGGGACUCCACAUUGCAUCAUGCAUAAGAACAGCACGUAGCCGUGGUAUUUUGGCCAUUUACUACUAUUUUGACCAUUUACCACUCUGGCCUUAUUGCUUAAACGUAAACCACUUAUUCCUUUGAGCUAAACAUUCAAACUAAUGUCAUAAGGGCUAUCAUUCAAUGCUUGAAAAGCACAAUGACCUGCUCCUGCAUAGCACAUAAUCCCACACAUAGCUGAGUUUUAGGUCCCCAUCCCCCCUCCCCAAAUGGUGCUCUGUUCUGUUGCAAUGGGAAGUGGAGUGAGAGACAUGUAAAAGGUAGUCAACAUGGCGUUGAGAAUUUUGCUUAGCACAAAUAGUUGCUAAAACAUUGCUAAUUUAUUUAGGCCUAGUUGCUAACUAACUGUGGCUGUCUCAAAUGGAAAUUAUGUAGGAUACAAUCAAAUGUGUACUAGUCCAUACAUGAGUCUUAUACAGAAUAGAGUCACACUAGCCAAUUAAUUAUCUUAUCUAGGCCUAUCCUCUCUCAGACCAAAUCAAUAGCUGACUAAUCAUCUCGUGACACAAUCGCCAUUGCAUUGAUUACAUUUGUUCUUGUCUUUUUUAGGACAGGCCUAAUAUAUAUAUACAGACGUUCUGUAACCUUGCAUUCAUAAGAGAUACGUUUUUGUGCGUCCCAUUUGUGCGUCUCACAAGACAGCGGAGACCUUGCGAAAUAGCAUAUUAAACUUUUGUUUAUUCUUUAGAUUAGAAUAAUUUACUUAAUCAAAAGUUUCGACCACGUGACUGUCCCUGUCUCGCUUUUGGGGCUGUGAAGUGCACGCGCUACAUCUCUCCCGGAUUCGUUAAGAACGCGCUUCAGAAUUCAACAGCUGCACAGUGAGGAUGCAAGCGUUGAAAAAGAACAAUAUGACCGACAAACAAUUGUAGCAAGGUGACUAUAGUAGCUACUAUUCUUUAACUAGUUUGGCGAGAGGACAUAACACGCAGUUAAUUUCACAAUUAGCUAGAUAACUAUUUUCGAUUAAUCGAAAGUUUACCUGGAAAGCCUGAAUUGGUAGAUAUUGGAAUCUACUUAAGUCCCCUCCUACCUAACUCCCCUGGGUGAAUCACUACCAGUCUUCCACAAUGAUAUUCAGCAACUUCAUCCAGUAACUCCUUGCCUAAGGAAAUACUCAAGUAUAUAGAUCAUUUGCACAACUUUUGAGGAGGAAAUGCCAACUCACCUGUUGUUGCCAUAUGUGGAAAGUCCAGAUGGACUUGGACAAGACAGUCUUAACAUUAGUAGUGGUGCUAGCAUGCCAGGGGCUGGCUCCAGCAUGACCCCUCACAGUAACAUCGUUGACAAGGCUGAGCCUCAGCCUGAGGAAAGCCUGCUGGAAGCCCUGGACUGCAUGUUUUGUGACCAGACCUUCACACACCAAGAUGACCUGGGCCCACACGUCCUGACCCAGCACCCCACAACACUGUUUGAACCUGCCGUUUUGUGUGUGGAGGCAGAGUACUUGAUCCCAGGUGAAAGGGCCAGGUCCAAACCCAGCUUGCUAUCUGUAAAGGAGGUGGAGGUGUUUAGCUGUGUUGUGUGUGAUCGGACCACAGAGGACGCCAGCGAGCUGGAGAGCCAUAUGCGGACACACAAGGACUGUUUCCCUUUUCACUGUAACCUUUGUGGCCGGCGGUUCAAGGAACCCUGGUUUCUCAGGAACCAUAUCAGGUUCCAUAAGACAAAGGCUCAGCAGAACCUGGACAGUCCAAUUAUUAUCAAUGAAGUCAUCCAAGACCAAGUCUCAAAGCCUGUAAUCACGCCUUACAAAAUGUGCUUUACCUGUGGAUUCUUUUUUCCCGAUAAAGACAGUUUGGUGGAACACAGUAAAGUACACCGUAAAGAAUCAGAAGCUGAUGAAGACGGAGAAAAUGAUAGACGGGAAGAUUCCCUCAGUCAAGAAGGUUUUUUACGGAGCCUCAACCUUUGCCCCAUAUCUGAGAAAAGUAGUACGACGCCAGAGAGAUCCUCCAAAUGGAUAGCCCAACUAGACCCUUUCAACACUUACCAGGCCUGGCAACUUGCCACCAAGGGAAAGGUAGCAGUUGGUCCAAGUGUGGCUAAAGACGUAGGCCUAAGCCAAAACAACAGCUCCGACAACGAGGACUCUGGCUCAGAUAAAGAAGAACUGACAAAUAUCUGGUCAGAAGGCCAAGGAGGUGACGACAAGCGUGUUAAGGAAAACAUUGAUAGAGAUCUGAAAUCCAGACAGACUACAGAAGAGACUCCGUCACCAGAGCCUGAUCAGAAGUCAAUUCGAAAUGAUAAGCCGACCCGCUGCGAGGACUGUGGGAGGACGUUCAGGACGUACCAUCAGCUUGUUCUCCACUCCAGGGUGCACAAGAGGGAGAGGGGCGAGGGGGAGAGCCCUACCGCUUCCAUUGAUGGAAAGCUCUCCAGAGCAGGGUCCCCCAGAGAGGAGGGGUCUGAAGACGGGUUAGAGGUGGGAGCACCGGGAUAUGCCUUCUAUUCAGAUAAAAGUGAAGAAGGUUUUGAUCGAAUGAAGGGGAAACAUCUUGUGUCCUCCAGGGAAUGUAGUUACUGUGGCAAGACAUUCCGUUCCAGCUAUUACCUCAACAUUCACCUCAGGACGCAUACAGGUGAAAAACCAUACAAAUGUAUAUACUGUGACUAUGCUGCAGCCCAGAAGACCUCACUGAGAUAUCACUUGGAUCGACGUCACAAGGACAAACCAUACACUGACAUCCCUAACAAGCCUGUGGUAUCCGUGCCAUCUCCCAUUUUGAAAGAAUUCCCCAGAAACAGAGAAGACAAACAGGUCCCCAACAGGUCCAAACUAUGGCAGACUCCCAAUGUCAAACUAGCAACCAAACCUUGUGCCAAUGUAAAACCAGAGGAUAGAUUUAAUAGCAUCGGUGGCAAGCUUGACGGCCCGCUUGCUCAAGUGAAUGCUGAGUAUGGGAAAUUGAUUACUACGGCUGCUUACUCCUCUUCUGCUGAUGAUGCGCACAUAAAAUUCCCUGUACUUAUUAACCCGAAGAUGGAAGGAAAGGAGAUAGACAAGGGCUUUGAGGCUCCAUUAAAUUUGUCCUUAAAAGUGUCACUCUCCAUCUCCGCCACCCUAAUACCAAGGAACGCAUUGAUUUCAAAUGUCUGUUCGUCCUGUGCCUUUAGCACUCUGUACCCAGAGGUCCUGCUCAUGCACAAGAAGCUGGUUCACAAGGAGAAGUUGGAAACGAUCAAGAAGAACAGAAGUCUUAAACAGAAGCGUUACACUGGCUGCCCCCCUGCCCUAGAGGGAAAAGAUGUCCUCCCGCUGCCUCCUAUUGACAGAAGACAUCCUCGGCGGACCAAAUCCCCAACUCCACAGCCUCCUGCAAAAUCUGCAGAGAAGACCCAUCCUACCGACUCUCCUCAUGGGCCCAAACGGUCCCAGACCAGCGAACCACCACAGAGGGAGACAGCCCUGGACACUCAGCGGUACAGGAUGAUGAUGGAGAAUCGCACCAGUCAGGGCCAGUCCAGGUUUACAGAGCCAGCUGAACAAUCCAACACCAAAGGUACAAAAGAUAACAGGUCUGUAGUGGACAGACCAAGGCAGAGCCCAUCGGACAGCAGAGGGGCGAACGGACAAAGUGUAAGAAGUGGCCCAGGCAGAAAUUGGAACGGCGUGGUAUGGCCCUCCGACACUGCUAAGCUGUGCCUCUCCAGCCGGUUCGGUAGUCUGCCCCCGAUGGACUUUGGUGGUGAGCCCUCCAGCAAGAGACCAAGGUACUCAGGGCUUCCCGGAAGGGAAAUGGACACUGUAGAGACGUCUAGCUUUAGGACCGAGUAUAACAGACUGCUGAACUCCGGGAGACCCCAAGUGAAAAACUCAUUUUCGUCACAAGGAACCUCUCUCUCUAACAACAGGCCUCAGGCCUAUGCCCCGGUCAAAGCGUCCAAUCCUCCAGCCUCUGCAAGCAAAAGCAGCAUGGAGACUGACUGGAAUAUGAUCAACAUCCUCCGCUCCUACAACCCCAGUGACCUGGCCUCCCUCUACCACCCCACCGUGGCUAACCCCAGUCACGGAGUGCUGACCAACCGAAGAGGGAGUAGGCCAUCACCCUACCCAGCUAGUUUGCUACAGAAGAGAGCCUAUUCCAGCCCCAUCAGUAGUGAACACAGUGGACCCCCUGACAAAAGUACUUAGCUGUUCUAAUGGUUUGAAGUACGCUGAAAACUUCCUGCUGCCACCAUCUUCUUUUGAGAGCUUACCUGGAGGGAAGGCUUAACCUAUAGAUGACCCAGCCCAACUGUUAUCUGUAGAUACACAUCUAUCCAAUACCAACCGAGUUUACAGUUUGUAUGUAUUGAAGAAUGACUGUUUGAAUAUCAUAUUGGUAUGGUUGUACUAGAUAAAACAUUUAUUUUAAGUGUUCGGAGGAUCAAUUACCUUUUUUGUUUGUUAAUAUGCUGCUCUGUCUGAUUGUAUGUCAGCAAUCAAAGGGCUAUGUAUUUGUCAAAGCACUGAUGUAGGGUUUUAUCUGGCAUACAGCUUGACGUCUUUGUUUACAAAACAAGCUAUAUUAACAACCUGUAUGUUGACAUAUGUUACCUCAAAGUCAGUUUAGAGACGGUUGACGCUCAAGUAGUCAGUUAUUUUUGUGAUGAUAUGAAGCUGCUGUGGCCAUCAUGUCUACUAUUGAGCCAAUGCAUUUUAGAGAGUUAAGAGUAGAACGUCUUAUGUGCCACUCGGUAGUAGUUUCCCUGGAUAAACAUUAUGACCAGGGCCUUAAGCCUGUUACCAGAUAUUCUGUGAAAUGUACAUAGAAAAGGCUGCUGGUUCUUUUCCUUCUAUAGAUUCUUCAAAACAAACUAUUCUAAAACGGUGGUAAAACAUGGACCAAAUAUCAACAGAAUUCUUGAGGGAUUCUACUUUUGUGUAGAUAAAAAGUAUGUUAUGCAGGAUCUUGAUUGUUGCUGAGUCUUUUGCAAUGGGAUUUGUUACGUGGCUGCCUGCUUUGUCACUGGUUGCUCUGAAGCUUUGGUCUACUAUUUGUUGAUAGUGUAUGUAAGUUAGGAAGAGCAUAGCAGAAGGCUCACUGAAGGAAUAGCUGUAUACUGUGAAGAAAAAAACAAUCUCAGGUUUCAGACCUCGAAUUUGGGCUCUGAUGCAACUCAAUUUCAUUUUUGCAUUAACUAUUACAAAUUUAAUGCACAUUUUGUAGGAAGCAAUGUGGAUACAUCAGACUUCUGUUAUUUCAUAUUUUGCUGUUAUCUUUUUGGGGUGUUUAUUUAUUUCUGUUUACAUUUGUUUUGGUUUUUACAUGUAAAAUGUUAAAUAUACCGUUUAAGAUUUGUACGACCAUUACAAUUUAAUAGUUAAUGACGUGGGGCAUAGCAAGUAGUGUUUUUAUUUUUUCGCUUUGGAAAUGUCUACAUGUAGCUUUUCAAGUGUUACUAUAGGCCUAUCACCUUCCUGUUUAUGUAACUUUUGAAACAACUUGUCAAUCUAAAAUAGUUUUCAUGUCUGAUCGCUGGCAAUAGACGAGGAGCCAAAAUGUACUGAUUUUCCCUGUCAUUCUUAGCAUGGGGUUAAGUUAUUAACAUUUAAGUUUGGUUCAUGUAUUCGGUAGUUCUUGUGACAGAUUUUGGACUUGACCUGUUUGGUUGAAAUUACUAAUGCAACAAUGCUAUGUCUGCCUAUACUGUACUUGAUAUGAUUUCCCCGUUUGGCUUACGUAAGCCUAAUAAAUUGUGGCCAUGUCAUACAUUCA